AUGGACGACGAGAAUGAUAAUGACAUUUCAUCAUUAUACGUAAACGUAAAAAGAGACAAUAAAGUGUCUUUUUCUUACGAAGACGGUUAUAAUACAUUUCAGAGAGGGGAACUUGGAUUGUCAUACAGUUAUUUAGUUGGAAAUUUAAAUUAUAAUGGUGCAAAUAUGAUAUCAUCAGUAGAUUUUCAUUUUAAAGGCAUUGAACAAGCUCAGCAUAUAGAAAUGGGAGAAAGAACAAUAAUCAACCAGAAUAAUACCCACGUAUUAAUAGAAAAGCAUUCAAAAGUUAAUUUUAAAGAACCUAAACAGAUAAAAACUUAUUAUUUCAAGUUUCUAUUACCUUCAAACUUGUCAAGUUCUUUUCAUAUUGCUGAUAAGCAUAAUAAUGUAAUUGGUCAGAUAAUUUAUACUUUACAUGCGACGGUCCAUACAACUGCUAAAUUUCGAGGUCAAAGAGAAUCUGUUGAAAUAAAAUGUCCAUUGGAACAAAUAUUAUUUCGCAACUACAUAACUUAUAAAACUGUAGAAGGUACGCAUAAUGAUCUUAAAAGAAGAGAACCUUUAUUCAGAUAUUCGUUUCAGAUUCCAGAAUAUUUAAGCCUUGGAGAAACAGUUUCUGUUCCAAUUAAAAUCACAUUUAUUAAUACCGGAGUUAAAAUAGUAAGAAUAGAAAUUGCUUUGAAAAAAGUAACGGAAAUUCGGUUUGAAAAAGAUGGAACUUCGUUUAAAAAUAAACUAAAGUGUUGCGCAGCACUUAUUCAACCAGCACAAAUCACAAAUAAUGAACUUUGUCAAAAGCUUUCUUUAUCAACUCCACGUAAUUUACAUACAAGUCACUCUGGAAUGUUCAUAAAUAUUCAAUAUAGACUUUGUAUAAAUUUUUUGUUAACUGGCAUAGAAAAUACGGAUAGUGAUUUUUACAAGGAAAAACCUGUGAUAGUAGCGAAUAUUAAAGAACAAGAUGGCAUUUCUAAUUCUCAGAACUAUCGCAAUUCUGAAAGUGAUCUAUACGUUUCGCGGCCACAUAGUACAGAUCCAAUUCAAGAGGGAUACGAUAAUCCGAACGAAUCAACGGUUCAAAACCCAAACGAUGUUCAAGAACUUUCAAACCAGGGACAUAGAAGAUCGCUUUCAAUAUCUAGAACUUCUACCUCUUCUAAUAGAGGAAAUCAGUAA
Messenger RNA from Dentiscutata erythropus, 1176 nucleotides. The record is from the annotation of a GenBank genome assembly. Lineage: Eukaryota; Fungi; Glomeromycota; Glomeromycetes; Diversisporales; Gigasporaceae.